This is a messenger RNA of Myripristis murdjan (pinecone soldierfish), 1155 nucleotides long. Its product is annotated as tetraspanin-33-like. The record is from RefSeq and is a predicted model, not a curated record. The coding region runs from base 68 to 784 and encodes 238 amino acids. Gene Ontology annotation, biological process: regulation of vascular endothelial growth factor signaling pathway. Lineage: Eukaryota; Metazoa; Chordata; Actinopteri; Holocentriformes; Holocentridae. Gene Ontology annotation, cellular component: plasma membrane. The transcript is spliced from 9 exons.
GCAGCAGAGAGCUGCACACACACACACACACACGCACACACACAGCGAGAGAGAGAGCUGAGAGAAGAUGGGAAAAAUCAACGGCUGCCUCAAAUGUCUCUUCAUCUUCUUCAACGUCCUGUUUGGGAUCAUCGGGGCUCUGCUGGUCGUGGGUGUGGUCAAGGCCACUGCAUUCCAGCAGCAGCUGGCGAUUGCAGGAAAUCCGAAUCUGGCCUGGGGCUGGGUGUUCGCGCUCGGCAUGCUGCUGGUCUCCUGCCUCGGGAUCUUCGCAGGAUGUUCAGAGAAGGAGCUCGCCCUGAAGGUGUUUGCAGGCUGCAUGGCGACUGGACUGCUCACCAUGAUGAUCUUUGGUAUCAUUGUCGCUGUCCAAAGAAAUAAGUUGAAAACAAAUUUGCAAGAGGCGUCCUCCGACUUCAUCAAGCCAUUCAUGAAGGAUGACGCGGUCAAAUCCUUUCUCAAGGACCUCCAGCGAGACGCUAAGUGCUGUGGAGUGGGCAGCCCGAAGGACUGGGGCACCGACAUCCCAGAGAGCUGCGCUUGUCGUGGUUCCAACUGUAAAGCCAAACCUCAGGGAAUGACGGGUCCGGAUCAGAUCUUCAAAAUGACCUGCAGCGGGCUCAUAUUUGUCGUUGUGGACCUUGUCUUUAAAAUUGCCAUGGGAUUCUUCUUUGGAUUUGCUGUCACCGCGCUGCUGGGCCUGCUGGUCUCCCUGCUGAUGAUCUACCAGGUGCGUCGUCAUGACGGCGGGAUGGGAGGACAGUCCAUGGCCAUGAAGGGCUACUGAGGGACGACCUCUGACCUCUGACCUCUGACCCGGGGGUUGGCCCCUGGCCUCACAUGCACACAUUUACCCCGAGUUUUUUCUGCUUUAACGCUCUUUACAGACAGCAGAGCCUCACCGGCACGAAACGCUGCACUUCCUGCUUCAAACAAACAAACAAACAAACAAACAAACAAACAAACAAACAAACAGACAGACAGACAGAACAGGAAACAGGAAGCUCCAGAGGCAGAGAUCUAAAACCUCUUCAGAGCUGAGGAGCUUUGUUAGUGUCUGGACUCUGGAUUAGUUUCACUUCUUCAGGAAAAAAAAAAAAAAAAAAACACCCUGUGGCCUCACAUUCAAUUUUUUAUUUUUAAUUUUUAUUUUAGAGU